GCACACUUUGAGUUGAGCGUUUUGCGCCUCACACCAACCAGUAGUGCUCUCGCCUCCACAGUUGAUUGCGCGUGGCAUGCCCAACAUCUGCGCAGGCGGAGGUUUAGCGCUCAUCCACAGGGAAGCUCGCGUCUUUCUUUGAGCAGGAAAGCAAGAGGAGAAGACACUCAGAGUUGCGGGGUUUAAACUGAAAGCACCCCGACUCUUUGCCUCACUAAACAGCACACACGGAAGGCUUUGGAGUAUUCCAUUUUUUCUUUCCUUUUAUAUUUUUCCUCUUCCUCAUAGCGGUGCUGGGAGGUGCUUCUUCUUUUCACAUAGUCUCUCUGUCCAUUAUCUGCCUCCUCAACUGUUUCUCCAUCUACCUGGUGUACGAUUUUCUCUCUUUCUGACCGACCAGAGUGGACUUUUCUUGGCAUCACCCUCAUUUCUUUUCCUCCUUGAGCCUCUUUUGUCAUUCCAUCUCUUUCUCUGCAUGUAAUCUUUUACCAUUUUGGAUCAGUCUUACUGCUACAAAUAUCAAUUCCAUGAAUGACUUACUCCCCUUUUUUUCUUCUCUUUUGGGGUCCACUUCCACACCCAUUUACUUUGCACCACACUCUUGCGGGAUUCUUAGAUGUUACUCUAGACUAAAGAAGACGAGAGCGAAGAUUGAGCCGAUAAAGUGAUCAAGACGACUGGUUAGAAACCCAAGUCAACGGGCGCAUAGAAAGUCCAUGAAGGAAAGAAGAGGAGUAUAUAUAAAUACAUACGGUACACCGCUUCUCAUUUCCUUCUCGUCUCCACGGCAACCGUGCUUUGCACAGACUUCUGGGAGGAGACCUGGCUGAGCCGUCGCCAGCGUUGGAGCGGGCGGGAGCAGAAAAAAAAAUGCCCAUGAAACACCACACCUUCAUGAUGUUCCAUCACCCUCGGCCCACAGCUUUUACUUUCUCGUAAUUCUCAUAUUAAACCUGGUGGUGAACAAGUUAAAAUUCCCGCCAGUUUGGGGUUGACUUUUUCUGUGAGCAUUCCAAAGUCACUUAUCAUUGAAUUGCAUCUGCAAAACCAUCUCACACUGGACACUCCCUGAAAUCUUACACGCGGCCUGAGCGGUCCUCAGACAGAGAAAACUCUGACCUCAGAGCCCCCAAACGCCCUCAGACUUCCCGUGUGUGACUUCCUGUGCCCACCUACCCUUCAUCCGAGGCUAUGAGAGGAGGAGUCGAAUCCCAGCUCACUCCAUCAUGCCAGUUGUGAAGAGCAAUGUGGAGAUCCGGGCUGGCAAUGUUCAAGGCAAAUCCCUGAGAUAUCAGCGCCAUGUGGUGUCGGUGAACUUGACAACAAAGUAGCAGCAAUCCUGCUCAUCUUUUUGCAGAAACAUUCCACUUUGACAAUUGAUCCAUAGGGGACGGCAUUUACACUCCUCCACAAUGCUUGUCAGCCUCCCCCCAUCUCCCACCUGUCCUCGGGGAACACACCUCUCCUCUGCCUCCUGCCCCCAUCGUCCUCCCGCUACACCCCUAAAACAGACAUUAUGUCGGUCAAAUGCUCGGCCACAGCUGCUCAUUCUCUUCCUCAUCUUCUUCGCGCUCCUGCAGCCCAUCGGCGGGGCUCGUGGCAGGGGUGGAGGUCCAGGUUCAGGACCAGGAGGCGCCCCAGGAGGGCAAGGUGUCCAGAGGGGAGGCAGCACUCAGCGCGGCGUUGUCAUUCCCCCUCAGUACUCUCCCGGGCCACAGGCCCUACCCCCAAUCAACCCCAAACUCAUCAGCUCCCUCAGCAUCGCCGUCAUUUUGGUCGGGAACUCUAGUGAAGUGUCCCUGGGGGCGGGACUUGAGAAAGAGGACUUCCUGCACAUCCCUUACCCUCCAAAGGUGGAGGUGGUCACCAUGAAUGAGACCGAUCCAAAGAGCAUCAUCAAUCGGAUCUGUACACAAAUGUCGAGGAACUCUUUGCAAGGCGUUGUUUUUGGCGACGACACGGACCAGGAGGCCAUCGCUCAGAUCCUGGACUUCAUCUCCGCCCAGACUCACAUUCCCAUUUUGGGCAUCCGCGGAGGCUCCUCCAUGGUCAUGGCAGCCAAGGACGACAACUCCAUGUUUUUCCAGUUCGGCCCGUCCAUCGAACAGCAGGCCUCGGUCAUGUUGAAUAUCAUGGAGGAGUAUGACUGGUACAUCUUCUCCAUAGUGACCACAUAUUACCCGGGCUACCAGGACUUUGUCAAUAAGGUUCGCAGCACCAUCGACAAUAGCUUUGUGGGCUGGGAGCUGGAGGAAGUCCUCCUGUUGGAUAUGUCAGUGGACGACGGUGAUUCCAAAAUCCAGAACCAGCUGAAGAAACUGCAGAGUCCGGUUAUCCUGCUUUACUGCACAAAGGAGGAGGCCAGUACCAUCUUCGAGGUGGCUCAUUCUGUGGGGCUCACUGGUUACGGCUUCACGUGGAUCGUCCCCUCGUUGGUGGCGGGAGACGCAGACCACGUGCCCUCUGUUUUCCCCACAGGGCUGAUCUCGGUGUCAUAUGAUGAGUGGGAUUACAACAUUGAAGCCAGGGUGCGCGAUGCAGUCGCCGUCAUUGCCACGGCGACAUCCACCAUGAUACUGGAUCGCGGGCCUCACACCCUCAUUAAAUCCAGCUGCUUUGGGACCCCCGACAAGAAGAACAUCAACACUGGCCACUCCAAGGAAAUACUCAGGUACAUCAUGAAUGUGACGUUUGAAGGGCGGAACCUGUCGUUCAGCGAGGAGGGCCACCAGAUUUUUCCCAAACUGGUCAUCAUCCUGCUUGACAAGGACAGACAGUGGGACAGGGUGGGAAAGUGGGAGAAGGGCUCUCUGGCCAUGAAGUACCACGUAUGGCCUCGCUUUGAGCUCUACUCGGCGGCGGAGGAGCACGAGGACCACCUGUCCAUCGUCACGCUGGAGGAGGCGCCUUUUGUCAUCGUGGAGGACGUGGACCCGCUGAGUGGCACCUGCAUGAGGAACACCGUGCCUUGUCGUAAACAGCUCAAACUCAGCAACCAAACGGGCGAUUCUGGCAUCUACAUCAAGCGCUGCUGCAAAGGAUUUUGCAUCGACAUCCUGAAGAAGAUCGCCAAGGCGGUUAAGUUCACCUAUGACCUCUACCUGGUCACUAACGGUAAACACGGCAAGAAGGUGAACGGGACGUGGAAUGGAAUGGUUGGAGAGGUGGUGCUUAAGAACGCUCACAUGGCGGUGGGCUCGCUCACCAUCAACGAGGAGCGGUCCGAGGUCAUCGACUUCUCCGUGCCCUUCAUCGAGACGGGAAUUAGUGUCAUGGUUUCCCGUAGCAACGGGACCGUGUCACCCUCUGCCUUCCUUGAGCCCUUCAGUGCUGACGUGUGGGUGAUGAUGUUUGUGAUGCUGCUGAUCGUGUCCGCCGUUGCCGUGUUUGUGUUUGAGUACUUCAGCCCGGUGGGUUACAAUCGCUGCCUGGCAGACGGCAGAGAACCCGGCGGUCCAUCCUUCACCAUCGGAAAGGCCAUCUGGCUGCUUUGGGGUCUGGUGUUCAACAACUCUGUUCCAGUGCAGAAUCCCAAAGGCACCACCAGUAAGAUCAUGGUGUCAGUGUGGGCCUUUUUCGCUGUCAUCUUCCUGGCUUCCUACACUGCCAACCUGGCAGCCUUCAUGAUCCAGGAGGAGUAUGUGGACCAGGUGUCGGGCCUGUCAGACAAAAAGUUCCAGAAGCCUAACGAGUUCUCGCCGCCGUUCCGCUUUGGCACCGUGCCCAACGGGAGCACAGAGCGCAACAUCCGCAACAACUACCGGGACAUGCACACCUACAUGACCAGCUUCCACCAGAAAAAUGUGGACGAGGCCCUGUACAGUCUCAAGACUGGUAAACUGGACGCCUUCAUCUAUGACGCCGCAGUGCUUAACUACAUGGCGGGAAGGGAUGAGGGCUGCAAGCUGGUCACCAUUGGCAGCGGCAAGGUGUUUGCCUCCACCGGAUACGGCAUCGCCAUCCAGAAAGACUCGGGUUGGAAACGGGCUGUGGACCUCGCCAUCCUCAUGCUGUUUGGAGAUGGUGAGAUGGAGGAGUUCGAGGCAUUAUGGCUGACAGGUAUCUGCCACAAUGAGAAGAACGAGGUUAUGAGCAGUCAGCUGGAUGUGGACAACAUGGCGGGAGUCUUCUACAUGCUCGGGGCCGCCAUGGUUCUGUCACUCAUCACCUUCAUCUGUGAACAUUUGUUCUACUGGCAGCUGCGCUUCUGCUUCAUGGGCGUGUGUUCCGGAAAGCCCGGGGUCACCUUCUCGAUUAGCAGGGGUAUCUACAGCUGCAUACACGGAGUACAAAUUGAGGAAAACAAAUCAACCAUAGACUCACCUUCAUCAUCCAUCAAGAAGAACAUGAACAAUACCCACUCGAACAUCUUGAGGUUGCUCCGCACUGCCAAAGACAUGACUGCGGUGCCGGGCAUUAAUGGCUCUCCGCACGCGGCCCUGGAGUACAACCAUGGUGGCCGUGAAUCGGCCAUCUAUGACGUUCAGGAGCACCGCCGCAGCAUCGUAGGGCACCCUGCGGACUGCAAGGCCGCACCACCCUACAUGCAAGAGGACAACAGGUUCACUGACUACAUCAGCGAGGUGGAGAGGACUUUUGGGAAUUUGCCCCUGAAGGACAACAACUUGUACCAGGACCAUUACCGGCACCACCACCCAGUCUCAGCUUUGGGUAUGUCGGGCCCCCCACCUAAUAGGCCGCGUAGCUUAGGCAGUGCUAGCUCAUUGGAAGGGGGCAUGUUCGAUUGCGAAAGUUUAGGGGGAGGAGUCGCACCCAUCUUCACCACCCAGCCCCGCCCCUCCAUGACUCACAGGAAUACCAAUAAGUUUGACCUGAUUGCAGGUCACCCCCCCGCGGAUUCCAAUCAAGUUGGGUUCAAGGGAAGCAAUGUGUACGGGAGGUUUUCGUUCAAAGGAGGUGCAUCCAGUACGGGGCUCAUCGGGGGUCACGAGAGGUACUGCGGUGGAGGUGGGGGUGGGGGAGGCUCGGGGGGUGACGAUGCAAACAUCCGCUCGGACGUGUCGGAUAUCUCCACUCACACGGUCACCUAUGGCAACCUGGAGGGCAACGCCAAGCGGCAUAAGCAGUACAGGGACAGCCUGAAAAAGAGGCCAGCCUCUGCCAAGUGCAGGCGGGAGCAAGACGAGAUAGAGCUGAGCGGCUUCCGAAGGAGACCCCACCACCACACCGUCCACCACCACUUCCCUCACGGGCCACUGGCGCACCGCACCAUCUCACCUCCCCUGGAGCGGAAGCGAGGAGGGGGUAACGCUUCACCUUACUUAUUCCGCAAAGACAAAGAGAACUUGAGGGAAUUCUAUGCGGAACAAUUCCGCUCUAAGGAGGGCAAGUGGGAGCAAGAGGGUGGAAGUGGAGGAAGUGGUGUGGGCGUCGGUAGCGGUGGUGGUAUCUGUCAAAGCUUAGUUCCUGUGGAGGACUUUCUCAAAAGUAAAUGCAAGAAGCAGGAGUUGAAAGGUGGGCUUGGCUCAGUGUCGGCUGGCCAGCAUGCCCACACCUGCUGGGAGAAGGGCGUUUCCGGACUGGGAGGAGGUGGCAUAGCUGGUGGUGACUGGGAGUGUCGCAACUGCCACAGUGUGUGUCACCACAGCGGAGCGGCGGGGAGCUCCUGCCCAGCUAGUGGAAUCGGGGCGAGCAGCGUUCGCCCCAGCUCCGCGAGCUGCAAGCGCUGCGACUCCUGUAAGAUUCAGCCGAGCAACCUCUACAACAUCAGCGAGGAUAACAAUGUCGCGUUUGCCGCAGGGAAAAGCAACGUGGGCCAAACACCGACUCAGAGCAGGAAGCUUGGGCCGGGUGGGCGGGUCUUACGGAGGCAGCAUUCUUAUGACACAUUUGUAGACCUGCAGAGGGAGGGGUCAGGUCGUAUGGGCGGGGCUGGCGGGGGCGUUGGCGGCCAGUUUGCCCAGCCCCGCAGCGUGAGUCUGAAAGACAAAGACCGCUACAUGGAGGGCCCCAGCCCGUACGCUCAGAUGUUUGAGAGGUACGCAGGGGAAAGAGAGUCUCCCAUGUUUGGAGGAAUAGGCGGAGACAGGGCGCAAGGAGGCUCCUCCUUUAGUUUGUUUCGCGGAGGCGAAGGUGGGUUGCACCGGCGGUCCGUGGGGGAGCGAGACCUAAGGGACAGGGACAGGGCUAUGAUGGGCGGUGGGAGUGGUAGUGGUGGUGGCAGAGGCGCCGGGACUUACUCCUUGUCUAAAUCUCUCUACCCAGAUAAGGUGAACCAGAACCCCUUCGUCCCAACCUUCGGCGAUGACCAGUGUCUUUUACACGGUGCCAAACCGUACUACAUCAAAAAGCCACAGACGCAGCAACAGCAGCAGCAACUACUCAACAACAGCCGAGGAGGAGGGGACUUCCGGGGCUCCAUGGGGGCGACUUCUUAUUUGCCUGCGUCGGCCACGGCUGGGGUGAUGUCCAAUGUAGCCCCCAGGUUCCCCAAAGAUCUGUGUAUGGGCGGGGCGGGCGGCCCCAUGAGCAACCACCUCGGGGUCAACAAGCUCAUGCCCGGCAGUCGGGACACGUUAGGUUUGGGGCAACGACCCUUCAAUGGUGCAAGCAAUGGACACGUUUAUGAAAAGCUCUCCAGCAUAGAGUCGGACGUCUGAGGGGGAGAAGAGAAGCAACAAAGUGGGCGAAGACAAAUAAGGAAAACGGAGAACAACAACAACAACAACAA
This is a messenger RNA of Hippocampus zosterae (dwarf seahorse), 6691 nucleotides long. RefSeq names its product glutamate receptor, ionotropic, N-methyl D-aspartate 2B, genome duplicate b (gene grin2bb). The transcript has 17 exons. Gene Ontology annotation, cellular component: postsynaptic membrane; plasma membrane; NMDA selective glutamate receptor complex. The record is from RefSeq and is a predicted model, not a curated record. Gene Ontology annotation, biological process: synaptic transmission, glutamatergic; long-term synaptic potentiation; excitatory postsynaptic potential. The coding region runs from base 1413 to 6620 and encodes 1735 amino acids. Gene Ontology annotation, molecular function: NMDA glutamate receptor activity; transmitter-gated monoatomic ion channel activity involved in regulation of postsynaptic membrane potential. Lineage: Eukaryota; Metazoa; Chordata; Actinopteri; Syngnathiformes; Syngnathidae.